This is a messenger RNA of Gavialis gangeticus (Gharial), 3380 nucleotides long. RefSeq names its product shugoshin 2-like. Gene Ontology annotation, biological process: meiotic chromosome segregation. The transcript is spliced from 11 exons. Lineage: Eukaryota; Metazoa; Chordata; Crocodylia; Gavialidae. The coding region runs from base 251 to 3241 and encodes 996 amino acids. The record is from RefSeq and is a predicted model, not a curated record. Gene Ontology annotation, cellular component: chromosome, centromeric region; nucleus.
GGCUGGCUGAGAGGGUGGACUCCUGAGAAUUUCUAGAGAGGCUGUGGCAGCUCUUCAAGGGAAAGCAGCAGACGGUGGGAUGCAGAGAGAGAGCCAUGGAACUGAGUGCCAAAGCGGUUCCUUGGGGAAGGAUGUACACUGGGCAGUGCAAGGCCUUCCAAAGAAGUGACUUUGAAAGCUAAUUGAAAGUCACAGCCUGUCUUUCUGCCAUUCAGGAGCUACUCAGAAAGAGAAACGGGGCUCUUCGGCCAUGGCGUCCACGGAAAGCACGGAAACGUCUCUUUUCUUGCUAAGCGGCGUGCGAGAGCGGAUGAGGGAGAAGAAAAAUGGCGCUCUAAAGACGGCAAAGCUGAAUGCUUCCAUCGUGUCGAAGAUCAAAACUAAAAUCAUAAACAACUCUUCUACCAUAAAGGUCUCCUUAAAACGCAAUAAUAAAGCUCUGGCUCUGGCCCUCAGUGCCGAGAAGGCGAAUACCCAAAGACUGGUCUAUGAGAAGAUGUCACUACAGAAGGAAGUGGAGAGAUGUCACUUUCAGAAUGCUGUGUUGCGGCAAAAAUUAUGUUUUCUGAAUAAGACUCUUAAAGAACUAGAGGACUUUAUGAAUGGUAACCUGAUGACUGCAAUUAAGAUGAGCAGACUCUCUGAGUACCAUCUGAGGUCUCAGUCAUCAUCUAGUCAGAAAGACAGUGGUGCUGAAGACAGCUGGCCUGAUGACCUCACAGAUGGGCAGCUUGGAGUAUCUCCACUUGUCAGACCUUUAGCAAUACCAAUGCGAGUCCCAGUCUCUGAGGUAGAGGAUGGAAAAAGGCAAAGUGGCAGCUGCGCAGCAGAAGUGCAGACCUUCCCAGUAGGGAUCCAAAAGUCCAUUCUAGAUGACCCUGGUAAAACCACAGCUGUUGUCUUAAAGGAACCUUCCCCUCCACAACAUGUUCAAGAGGCAUUACAGAGGUGUGAGAAAAAUGCACAGGAAUUGAAUGAAGUAGGCAAAACGGAACAACUCUGUGUUGAUUCUCAGAUUGGUUUUGGAGAAUCCUCAUCCUGUAUCCAGCAAAGUUCCCAGGAUUUCCCAGCAUGUAACCUGGAUAAUAAUCUUCCAUUACCCCAGUUGGAUGACCCUAGAAGACCAUGGAGUGACAGCGUGGCACAAUUACGUGGGCAUGUUACAGAAAGAAAGAAACGUUCCACUCUUUUUACAACGAGUACACCAUCGUCUGUUGUGGAUUUUAAGCAAGCCACUAUACCAGAUCGAAUGUCCAGCUGGAGCACUGGUGGAGGAGACAGCAGUGCUAAUGAAACAAAUGCAUCCAUAAAAUUGAGCACUCCCUGUCUUGAGAAUUCACUUCAUCAGCCUGAUAGCCCUCUGAACUUGGAAUCCUUGAAUAAAAUGCUUGUUGUUGACGAGCUACCAUCAGAGGAAAUGGUAUGCGAUGCUUACAGGAAUCAUAACUUCAGUCGAGUCCCUGGAUUUGUUACAAUAGAGGGAAAAAAUGAAAGUAACAGCAGAGCUAUUGAACCUCUACUUGUUGGGAAGAUCAGCACAAAGAAAAAGAGAGCUGUGAGUAAAAGCAAUUCUAAAAGUAGCUCCGACCCAUGCAUUAAUGAAGAGAGACCACAAAGUUCUAAGCAGCUCCUCCAGGCUAAAAGUGUGAGCAGCAGUAAAUCUGAAGCACUCAAGUCCACACAGCUGGCUUGCCUGGAUGCUUUGGAACAGGUAACCUUACAGAAAAGUAGUAACUUCAAUGUGAAGGAGAGUAUCGAUCGUUGCAGUAAAGGCAAAAUUAGUAGAAGAACAUACGUGGUGAGUGAAGAGCCAUCAAAUAAGCUGGGAAAAAAUGACUCCUUACAACAGGAAAUAAAUAAAGAAGCUAUCAUUGAGAGAAUAAGUGUGGAGAAUAAGUCCAAAAGUCCAGGUGUUCUCCCAUUAAGUGAUAAAGCUCCAUCAGAUGACUCCAGUCUUCAGAAUUCACCUUGCUUGGAACAGGUCUCCAACGAACAUGCAUUAAAAUCGGGUGUGAAUGUGAAAGAUGUAAAACAAAAAGCAAACAUGAAAAAAAGUGAAAUCAACAAAACAGAUUCCUCUAGUGAGGAAAAGCUGCAAAGUAGUAAAAAAAAGCCAGAGGUCAAAAUAAGCAAAAAUGAAGACCAAGUGAAAAAAAGUCAGAUGGGCAAGAGAAAAACUGGCAAGGAGAAUAAUUAUCAGAGAAAUGACACAGAGACUGUUGGUCCAGGUGUAGAUAUUCCACGAUUUGAAAAAAAGAAGUAUAAGGAUUUGCCAGGUAAUCCUAAACCUAACAGGAAAACAGACACUGCUGCCCUUUCCCAUCUUAGGGUGAGGUUUAGUUCAGUACAGCAAGACUUAGCGGGUGAUGAAAAUACAUCCUCUUGGAGUACUUGUGGGGACAAAACUAACAAGAUUCAGAAAACUUCUGCGAUUCAGAGCAGUGAAGAAAUUGCUGACAGUCCUGGAGAGAAUUUGCCAGAGGGAAUCCAUAGCAAUAGGAGUGCCUUGAAGAAAGAGGUUGCUUCAGCAAAGUACAUCAUUGACCUACCCGAGGCUCACUGUGUGGGCCAAGAGAGUGUUGUGGCUCAGGCUGUUCUUCACAGUUUAGCAGAAACUGAACCUAAGCAGGACAGUCAUAUGUGCAAAAUGUUCUGUCCUGUUUCUGUCAUCAAAGCUGAGCCAGAUUCCUACUUGGAGGAACUGAUCAGUGAGCCAGCUGUGAAUAAUUCCAUGAUGGAAAAUCCAGACCUCUUUGAUUUCUCCUCCAUGACCCAUUCUUCAGCUUUACCCAUCAGUCCCCUCAGCUCCAAGGCAACAAGUCUUCCAGGCUUAGAGCUGCCAAGCAACGAAACCUAUGAUAUUCCAGAAAAAGCUUCAACUCCUCCACAAAAGAACCCUGCAAUAUUCAAAGAAAGCAACAUGGAGCAGAUGUCUUGUGGCAAACAUAGGAAGGAGAAUGCAGAGGCAAACUCUAAAAAACAUUCAGAAAACACAUCUUCACAAAGAACUGAGAUCAGAGUGUUGCAGGAGCUGACCAACACCAGUUUUUUAUUGUCUGGUAGCUCUGAAGAAGCUUCAGCACGUCCGAGUAGACAGAGGCGGGAUCCAGCUUGUUAUAAAGAACCAAAGCUCAAUAGCAAAUUGAGGCGUGGUGAUCCAUUUACAAGCACAGACUUCCUGUGUUCCCCUGUCUACAAAAACAAAAGGAAGAAUGUAUCCAAAGGACAUAAGUCCAAGUAGAUCAGGUGGAAAGAAAAAAUGCCUUCAUUGAACUGUAUGCUGUGAUGUACAUGUGUAUUAAAUCACUGCUUUUAAAAACAACGAGUAAAUAUUUCCUAUACUGAAUGUCUGUCAAAUCAAAUAGACACCUAUCCAGCAA